CUUGCUUUACCAUUUUAUCCUCUUUCCUAGGGUUUCUUUGCUCUUCAUUCAUUUCUAUUUUCUUUCUGCCAUUUCUUCUCCGUUAUUUCUUACUUCUUGGUCAAGCUUGUGUGGGCUCGAUACAACAAUUUUUCACAUUUUUCUGUCCGACGCAAUCAUGGCAGAUGACACACAUGCUGGUCUUGCAGCAAUCAUGGCAAGUGAAAAACAUAGUGAUAUUACGGAGGGCAGUGAAGAAAUACCUCCGUCUGAUCCCUUGUUUAAGAAGAAAAAGAACAUUUUGAUGCAAGAUCCUGAUGGUGGUUGCUCCAAUGAGGGGCUCCAACUGCAGAAUCAUGCAGCUAACUCUUCUGAGGUGUGUAAAACAAGGCAGAAACCCCGACAAAAGCUCGUCAGAAUUAUAGUCACUGACCCUGAUGCUACUGAUACUGACUCUUGCACCAGCGAAGAUGUUGAAAAACCUAUAACGCCACGAGGAGGGGAGAGGCAAGUAACACAGAUCUGCAUUGACAUUCCCUCAGAUUCUGCUUCCUUAUUUGUCUCUACUCCUUUUCCUGCCAAGGAAGACUUGACCCAUGUUGGGAAACCAAAGAAAUCAUUCAACAAUCAUGUCUCAGUUGGCGGCCACAAGAAGUACAGGGGUGUUCGCCGGAGGAAAUGGGGUCGGUGGGCUGCUGAAAUCCGAGACCCUGCAAGUCGAAAAAGGCUCUGGCUUGGAACAUUUGACACUGCAGAGGAAGCUGCCUCAGAGUAUGACAGAGCUGCUGUGAAGCUCAGGGGUCCUGAUGCCAUCACCAACUUCCCUCUGUCGGUGACAAAGGAGGUGAAGCCUGCCACCAUCCGUGAUAGCUCAAGCACUGAUAGUUUUAUCUCAUUCGGUGCACUGGCAUCCCCAACCUCUGUGCUGUCUUAGGAUGUGGACUAUGGUUUCGUUACAUGGACAUGGAUACCUCUGGUUUUGAUUAUGUAACUUAACGUGGAUAUCCAGAGACCCUUGUCAGCAAUAGCCACACAAUUUUAUCUUUAGUCUUAGGACGUGAUCGUGGGAUGUCAUCCUUAAUCACAUGGGAUGAAAUGAAACCAUCUUUGUACAGUAUUAGUAUAUAAUGCGUCGAUCGGAAUCCCUGACCUAUGGUAGUAUUGCCAGAACAUUGGUGCCAUGGUGCCCAAUCACUAACCAGUAGGCUUAGCACUGCGGAGCGAAUAAAUAAUUAUGUGUUUGCAUCCUAUUAUUGCCCAUGUUCCAGGCAAACACUUUCAAAUUCAUAUCGUUUCAUUUUGCC
This is a messenger RNA of Prosopis cineraria, 1283 nucleotides long. RefSeq names its product ethylene-responsive transcription factor ERF069-like. Gene Ontology annotation, molecular function: DNA-binding transcription factor activity; DNA binding. Lineage: Eukaryota; Viridiplantae; Streptophyta; Magnoliopsida; Fabales; Fabaceae. The transcript has 3 exons. The record is from RefSeq and is a predicted model, not a curated record. Bases 158 to 913 code for a protein of 251 amino acids. Gene Ontology annotation, biological process: regulation of DNA-templated transcription.